Molecule: messenger RNA, 7310 nt
Organism: Phragmites australis (common reed)
Lineage: Eukaryota; Viridiplantae; Streptophyta; Magnoliopsida; Poales; Poaceae
Product: disease resistance protein RPM1-like
Exons: 1
Coding region: 4439-6967 (842 amino acids)
Biological process (GO): defense response to other organism
Molecular function (GO): ADP binding
Source: RefSeq, a predicted model, not a curated record
AUCCAUCCGCCUGUUUGCGCGUUACCCGUCGCAUGCCCAUCACGUGUCGCCGGGAUUUGCCUGCAAGUCAUGCAUCACCCGUUGUGCACCACUAUCUUCUUGUUGUUGUCGUUUUUGGUUCUUCAUGUCACCGCUGCCACCGUCGCAAUAGUCUUUGCUUUGUCAUUUUCUGUUUUGCACACUAUGUUUUGUAAAAAAAAGGAAAACAAAAUGUUGUCCUCCUCUAGUCAUGUAUCCCUUCCUCGUUGUUCGAUGCUUUUCAAUGACACUAACUAUCCAGAUUGGGUUCUUCAGAUACGCCUUUAUAUGCGUGGGCUGUGGCUUUGGGAUUUUCUUACUAGAGUGCUUCCUUGUCUGGCUUGUUCUCUUGUUCCCGCCUCACCUAUGAUCUCUGAUCAGACUACUGAGGAAGAAAAUCGACGAGUGAUUCUUGAUCACGAAGAUGCCAAGGCAUCCUUUGAGGCUCAGUUCACUGCUUACAAAACAUGGCAGGAUGAAGAUGCCCGUGCAUGCUCUAUUCUUGUCACCAAUAUGCAUGAGCGCUUUGCUAGUGAUGUCAUUGGUUUGGACAUUGCUCAAAAGAUGCGGGAUUUUCUUCAUCAACGCUACGAGCCUACUAGACAAUCCACUUUUCUUGCUGCUAUACGCCAGGAGCAGGCCUUGUAGCAGGGUGACUCUACAAUUGAUGACUUCUUUGAUCAGAUGUUUGUUGUGUGGCAUCAACUUGACACUUUUGGACCACAGCUAUCUCCUAGCACAUCAGUUUUGUCAUGGUCAGAAGACUUAUCUGGAGAUUCAUCGUGUCUACGACUUCUUGACGCAUCUGCGGUCGAAGUUUGAGCCUCUUCGUGCUCAACUACUCGCUCGUGAUCCCUUUGUGUCUCUGAUGGAUGCUCUUGUUGUUGUUCGUGCUUAGGAGGCUCGUCUUUGUAUUGCUGGUCUUCUACAGCUACCUUCAGUUCUGGUUGCUCCUUCAUUUGUGUCUCAUUCUACUAUCCCUCCAUCAGUGGCGCCUUCUUCUAGGAGUGGUAGGGACGGUGAUAGUCUUCAUUGCACCUACUGUGACAAAAAAUGGCCAUGUGAAGACCUAUUGUUUCUGGAAGAAGGAUGAUCUUCAUCAUGGAGGGCAUCCUCCUAAGGGCGCUGGUGGCUCUUCAAGUACUGAAGGUUCUCAACAGGCUCUUACUGGUUCUAAUACACAGGUGAUUCUUAUGCUGCUUCGUCGCCUUGCUAUCUCUGCACCUGUUGGCGCUACUCGUUCUGUCACUACGACUUCUGCAACAACAGGUUCUGCUGCUUAUGCUUCUCAGUCUUCUGGUGAGGGACCACCAUCCACCUCAGGUACUUCUCCAUGGAUCUUUGACUCUAGUGCUUCUUUUCAUAUGACUCCUGAUCACACUAGUCUUUCCUCCAUUAGUCCUCCGUCUAUUCCAAUUACUGUUCAGACUACCGAUUGUUCUCCGCUCUCUGUUGCAGGACGAGGCACCCUUCUGUCUUCAUCUUUUCAUGUUCCUUCUAUUUCGUAUGUUCCCAAACUAACCAUGUAGCUUAUGUCUGUGGGCCAGCUCACAGAUCAUGGCUACCGUGUUAUUCUUGAUUCUGACUCUUUCUAUGUAUAAGAUCGCAGCACGGGUCUAUACUGGCCCUUGCCACUGUGACUCUUAGUGUAUUUGGAAGCUUGACUGGUUUCGUCUUCCUUCUGCUAUCUCGGUCAGUCUUGUCGGCUCUGCUACAACUACUUCAUCCACUUCGCUCUUCGCUUAGUGGCAUCAUCAUUUGGGACACCUUUGUGGUGCGCAUCUCUCCGACCUUAUUCAUCGUGGUCUUUUGGGGUCUGUCUCGGGUGACGUAUCCUUAUAUCAAUGUCAGGGUUGUAAGCUUGGCAUACAGCUAUAACUCCCCUAUCGUUCUAGCGAGUCAGUGUCAAAGAAUCCUUCAGAUUGUUCACUCUGAUGUAUAGGUCCCAGCUCCCUCCGUUUCGAAAGAGGUUCAUUGAUACUACAUAAUUUUUAUAGAUGAUUUCUCUCGCCACACUUAGAUCUACUUUAUGUCACAUCGUAGCAAGGUUUUGUCCAUCUAUAAGAAAUUUGCCACCAUAGUUCGUACUCAGUUUGACACUAUCAUUCAGGUUUUUCGUGCUGACUCUGUGGGGGAGUAACUUUCUGGAGCUCUUCGCCACUUCUUUUUCUGAGCAGGGCACUCUUGCCCAGUUCUUGUGCCCUGGUUCUCAUGCUCAGAAUGGUUCUGCUAAGCGUAAACACCGACAUCUCUUUGAGACUACUCGUGCUCUUUUGCUUGCAUCAUGUCCUGCCUCCCUUCUGGACUGAAGUUGUUUCCACUGCCACAUAUUUGACUAACAUUCAAUCUUUGUCUGCUCUUCAGUAUGGGAUUCCUCUCAAGUGUAUGUGGCAAGACACCCAACUACUCUAGUCUUCGCCUUUUUGGUUGCGUGUGCUAUGUUCUUCUUACCCCUCGUGAGCUCACAAAGUUGGCCGCUCUGUCUGUUGAGUGCGUCUUUAUGGGUUAUAGUGCUGAGCAUAAAGGAUAUCGAUGUUGGGAUCCUGUUGGCCACCCAAUGAUAAUUUCUCGGGAUGACACUUUUGAUGAAUCUUGUCCUUUCUAUUCUUGUCCAUCCUCUGAUGUUUCUUCCACAUCCUUGGUUGAGCCACUUACUUUUCUGACUUUCCCUGAUACCCUAUCACCACUACCACUAUCCCACAGCCGAGAUUCUCUCCCUCGACAUUACCCUCUGAUGAGUCCUCUCUUGCCGUACCUCCUGUUUCUAUCCUGGACUACAGGCCUCUUGUGGCACAUGUCUACACACGUCGUUUGCCAAUAAUUGAUUCUCCUGAUGAUUCGUCUUCUAGUGUGACAUAUCCUUCUUCAUAGGCUAAGUCUGAGUCUCCUUGCUAUGCCCUCUAGGACCUACGUCUUAGCUGCAACAUGAUCAUGACUAUGAUGAGACUUUUGCUCCUGUGGCGCACAUGACUAUUGUUUGCACUCUUCUUGUUGUUGCCGCUGUUCGUCGGUGGUCUAUCUCUUAGCUCAAUGUGAAGAAUGCCUCCCUUAACGGCGAGCUAUAUGAGGAGGUGUACAUGCAGGCACCUACUGGUUAUUUAGUCCCUGAGGGCAUGAUUUGUCAUCUUUGCCGCUCUCUUUAUGGACUCAAGCAAGCUUCUCGUGCCUGGUUUCAACGCUUUACUUUCGUGGUCACUGUUGCGGGCUUUUCUGCUAGCAUGAAUGAUCCUGCACUCUUUGUCCAUACCUCAUCUCGUGGUUGGACCCUUCUUCUGCUCUAUGUUGGUGAUAUGAUCAUUACUGGAGAUGAUUCUGCGUAUAUUGCCUUUGUCAAGGCAUGUCUCAGUGGCCAGUUUCUUCGUUACUUCCUUGGGAUUGAGGUCUCGUCUACACCUGAAGGUUUCUAUCUCUCCCAGGAGAAGUAUAUUUAGGAUCUCCUUGAUCACGCUUCUGUCACUGAUCAUUGCACUAUUGAGACUCCCAUGGAACUCAAUGUUCAUCUCUAAGCCAUUGACUAUGAGCUUCUUACUGAUCUCACUCGCUAUCAACAUAUUGUUGGAAGUCUUGUUUACCUUGGGGUCACUCGACCUGAUAUUUCUUAUGCAUUGCAUAUCUUGAGUCAGUUUGUCUCUGCUCCCACUCAGCUUCACUAUAGUCAUCUUUUGUGUGUCAUGUGUCAUCUUCGUGGGACCAUUUCUCGAUGUCUUUUCUUCCUGCGCUCCAGUUCUUUGCAGCUCUAGAUUUAUUAUGAUGCUACUUGGGCCAGUGAUUGUUCUGAUCGACGAUCACUUUCGGCCUACUGUGUCUUUCUUGGUGGUUCCCUCGUUGCUUGGAAGACUAUAAAGCAGAUUGCGAUUUCUCACUCGAGUGCAUAGGCCGAGUUGCGGCAUAUUGCGUUAUUGACAACAGAGGUUACUUGGCUACGGUGGCUACUUAAGGAUUUUGGUGUGUCUGUUUCUACCGACUCCACUUUCGUCUAACAGUACAGGUGCCAUCAGCAUUGUACACGAUCCGGUGAAGCAUGAGCUUACUAAAAGCAUUGGUGUUGAUGCUUAUUAUACACGUGCACAGGUUCAGAAUGAGGUGAUUACUCUUCAGUAUAUGCCUUUAGAGUUUCAGUUAGCAGACUUCUUCAUAAAGGCACAGACCAGGGUUUAGCAUAGUUUCUACCUCUCCAAACUCAGUAUUGUUGACUCAUCAUGAGUUUGAGAGGGGGGAGGGGUUGUUAGAUAUGUAAUUAUCUUUUGCUUCCUUGUAUAGUGCUGAUAAUCUGCCUUGUAUUACGUCUGAUUAGUUGUCUUGUAUAGCACCUGAUUAUCUGCCUUUAUGGCAUCCUGUGCAUUUAUAUAUAUGGGCCUAGAUCCCUGAUGAAUACAAGUGCUAUUCAUAACAGAAACUUGUAAUUUCAAUAUUGAAAGUAAUGCUGAUUAAUUCAUUCUGCAGGUACGAGGACGGAUAUCUUACAUGCUCCAGAAAAAGUGAAUUUGCGAUCCUUAGAGACCAAAUCAUCAACAAAACGGAAAAUGUUUUUCACCGGGCUGUCGUCUCAAUUUUGGGAGAGUGUGGCAUUGGAAAAACAACGCUUGCGAAGAAGCUGUACAAUGACCCAGAUAUCAUGAAACACUUUGAGGUUCAUGCCUGGGUAUGCCUUCCACCACAUAUCAGGUUUGGAGACUAUGUAGAGAUUAUGUACAAGCAGGUCAGCUCACAGGUCCCAGAAGCACCUGAACAAGACGAAACUGUAGCAUGUUCACCUUGCGAUGGAGAGACCACCGAUAAGGAACUUAAGCUUCUGCAGCACCUUCAGAACAGGAGGUACCUAGUUGUCCUUGAUGGGUUGUCCAACACCAGUGACUGGAACUCUUUGUUCGGCGUGCUGCCAGAUGAUAACAAUGGCAGUCGUAUCUUGCUCACAACACCGCUCAGUGUGAAGGAAAUUAAUCAUAUAGGCCCACAGAUUGCUCGCAUUGAGCUACCUUGUCUUGAUAUAAUACACGGUGAAGAGUUAUUUUGUCAACGAGUUUUUGGAGCUAAGGAACCUCCACAAAUUUAUAGGAGCAAGGCUUACUAUGAAAAAGUCCACCAGAUAUCAACAGGUCUUCCGCUGGCGAUCAUCGUGCUUGCAGGAAUAUUACGAUCGAAGGUGAUUCCCAUGGAGUGGGAUGAUGUCUUUAAGCAACUCGAGUCCAAUGGCCAGCCAAAACCAGUUAGAAGCAUAUGGUGUUUAGCGUUUGACGACUUGCCACACUACCUGAAAUCAUGCUUCCUCUACUUUGCGUCCAUCUCGGAAAAUGUUAUUGUUUACCCUGAUCGUUUGGUGCGUCUGUGGAUUGCUGAGGGUUUUGUAGUGCCAAAGAAGGCAGAAACUCUGGAGGAUGUUGGGUUUGACUAUCUGAAAGAGCUGGUCUCGAGAGGGUUACUCCAGGUCAUGGAGAAGGAUGCUGGAGGAUGCAUCAAGCUGGUAACCAUUCAUAAUCUUCUCCAUUCCUUUGUGGAGUCUGAAGCACAAGACUCUUGUUUCCUUGAAAUCCACCAUCAUGCAAAUGUCCUAAAUCCAAAUGCAGUGCGGCGCCUUGCUGUACAAAACUAUGUGGAUACAUAUAUUCACAUACCUAAUACAUUCCCCAAGCUGCGUUCUCUUCUCUGUGAUUUUGCAGAAGACCAACGUAGCAGCUCAAGCUUUGGAGGGCAGCAACCUCACUCAUUAUGGGGCAACCUUGCAGAGUUGUGCUUGAGAUCCUGUGCCACUUCUAAGAGUGUUGGCUCAGAUGUAUUACAUGGGCUCCACUUCUUACAAGGCUCCAGGUUCCUGCGAGUCAUCGACCUGAAUGGUCUAAAGAUGCAAAAGCUGCCUAAUGAGAUUGGAAACAUAAUACACUUGAGGUACCUUGGAAUUAGAAACAGCAACUUGGAGGAGCUCCCUUCAUCCAUGUCUAAGCUUGACAAUCUCCAGACAUUGGACGUACGGAGAACAAAUGUGGGAAAUAUUGUUGAUGAAUUUUGGGAAAUUCAAGCACUGAGGCAUGUGCUCGCUGAGAAAAUGCUGUUGCCCAAGUGCUUAGUACCCUUGAAUAAUUUGAUGACACUCAAUGGUGUGGUGCCUUUGAAUUCAUGGGAUGAGAAACUCUGUCCCUUGAACUAUAUGAUUUGUCUCCGAUCACUGUCUUUGGCUGGCAUUUCAGAACUCCAUACCAAGGCACUUUCAGUUGCUCUGAAGAAAAUGGAAUUCCUUGUAUACCUCAAUUUAUCAGGUGAAGUCCUUCCGUCUAACAUGUUUACUGACUCAAGCAUGCGCCGCCUCCAGGUCCUCAUCCUGCAUGGUAAGCUAGAAGGGCUUAAUGUUUUGCUGAGUGACCGAUAUGUCCUGCCAAACCUGACCACGCUCCGUUUGCACAAAUCAGAACUGUCACAGCUGUUUGUGGACAAGCUUGCCAUGCUGCCGUGCCUUGCCGAGAUGGAGCUCUUAGACAAAUCAUACACUGAGACAACUCUGUUCUUCCCUGAGAGGGGAUUCCGGAGCCUAAAAAACCUGAAGCUUCAGAACUUGAAUAUACAGAAGUUAAUGAUAAAGCAUGGAGCUAUGCCAAUGCUUUCCAUCUUAGCCAUGCAUGGUUGUUGCAAUUUAAAGAUCCUUAAUGGCUUGAAUGGCUUGGAACAUCUCCAAGAAGUGGUGAUCUACAACAUGGAAGAGACUCUAAAGCUUGUGGACAAGAAGCUUUUCAGCAAGAUCAAAUGCCUGGCUACCCCCACGAUGGUAACAGGCCGAGAAGGGGGUACUGGUUUCUUGGUCAGAAUGGCUAUGCCCGCGGAUGAUAAGCAAUGUAUCCCAGUGGCUUUGGAAUCACGCGGCAGUGAUUUGGAGGAUGCGGGUCCUGUUGUAGGGAAAGCAACUGAUGACAUUCAAGUACACUACGGUGCUGGUGCUUGGAUCAGGUCAUCCUCGGAGUAGCUUGUUUACAAACCAGUGUAGCAGACAAAGGUUUCCAUGUUGUUUGCUUAGAAAUCCCUUAAGUUACUGUUCUCCAAGAAAUCCCAUAAGUGGCAAUGGAGAUAUUUGCCAAGAAUAGAUGGCGAUUUAAUUCCAGAAUUUGCGGACGAUGAUAUCUCCACUCUCAUGUCAUGUACUUUGACUUCCCGCAUGCAUUUUCAAGAACAAUAUAACUAUAAUAAUGCUCUAGGUUCUGUGCACCAGUGCAAAGACCGGAAACUGGUUUUUCAUUAUGUAAUGGUAAGGUGCAACGGUUCAUUUGACACACGAUAUCAAUUUUACUUAUCACAUGUAGAGAUUAAAC